This is a messenger RNA of Schistosoma haematobium, 321 nucleotides long. RefSeq lists its product as uncharacterized. Lineage: Eukaryota; Metazoa; Platyhelminthes; Trematoda; Strigeidida; Schistosomatidae. The transcript has 4 exons. Bases 1 to 321 code for a protein of 106 amino acids. The record is from RefSeq and is a predicted model, not a curated record.
AUGUAUUACGAGAACAUUCCUACACAAUUUGAGCAACAUAACAUCACAGGAGAAAUGUUCCGUCAAUUCCAGUGUGAAAAGCCUGCAUUACAUCAAUUAACUAUACCUCAAAAAUGGGCGAAAACUGGAACGUUGGUUGAAUUCGAAGUUAUCGGGACAUACUGUCCGAAAUACAAAACACCUGAAACAUGUCAAAAUGCAGCAACAAUGAAUACAAAAUGCUUCUGGUGUGGAAGGGCUAAAACAUGCAUUGAAAGUAACGAUAAGGCAACUCAUGACUUGAAAGUUAAUGAUUGCCGUGUCGAGGUAACUACUUGUUAA